This is a messenger RNA of [Candida] anglica, 1407 nucleotides long. The record is from the annotation of a GenBank genome assembly. NCBI's taxonomy places the organism in Eukaryota, Fungi, Ascomycota, Pichiomycetes, Serinales, Debaryomycetaceae.
AUGAUGACAGUUCCGGGUAGUGACGGACCACUAUUCGUGGUACACAACUCUCCAACAAAUGAUGCCGUACAUCUUGUCUAUUGUAAACCAGAACCUUUGGAUACAAUUCCAGAACCGAAACAGUUGGAUGAUCUUUAUCAAUUAGGAGUACCUGACCCCAAUUCUCGUACUUAUUAUACCAACCUAUUGCACUGUGCACUUAUCGCGCUUACAGGUUUGCCCUUAGGAUGGGAUGUUGGGACUAUGGGUCAUGUCGCAAAUCUGGGAGAAUUUGCCAAAGUUUUUGGAACCAACGGUGAAUCACUUUCACCAUUAGUUUUGGGAUCAAUUAUUUCAUCCUUAAAUCUUGGUUGUAUUAUUGGAGCAAUUAUAAUAGGUACUUUGGACUCGGCAUCAAAAAUAAAUGCACCAGGAAUGCGUAAAAGUAUCUGGGUUUCCACUUCAGUCUAUGCUUUAGGUACAUUCAUUGAAACCAUUUCUGCGGUAAUUCCUUGGAAAAUUUGGGUAUUAUAUUCAUUUGGAAGAUUAUUAUGUGGCAUUUGUAUUGGAUCCCUUGCCACAAUAGGUCCAGUUUACAUUGGGAAUAUUGUGAAAACUCCAUCAAUGAAGAAAACAUGUAUGUCAUGGCAUCAAAAUGCUUGUUGUUUUGCCAUUCUUUUGGGAAAUUUAAUCAUUAUAUGGUUAGGACAAAAUCAAAAUAUUUUACAUGCAAUGGUUGCAUUUAAAGCAGCAUUUAGUAUUAUAAUACCAAUUGCAAUUUAUUUUGUCCCUGAAUGGAAAAACAGUCGAAUUAACGAAAUAGAUGCUCAGAAAAGUGAAAUCCUUAGUGGAAGAGAAAGUACAAAUCAUCGUUCAUUUAGUUGGAAAGUUAAAAGAUUAUGGACUAAAUUACGAGGUUCAACGAUAAUGUGUUUACAACAAUUUUCUGGAAUUAAUUUCUAUUUCUACUAUAGUGCAAUGAUUUUCCAUAACAUGCCACCAGCUAUAGCUAGCACUAUUUUAAGUGGAUUUAAUUUUGGAGCAUCUUUAUUUUCAGGGAUAUUACUUGAAAAUUUUGGUACUAGAAAUAGUCUUUUUGUUGGUGCAAUUAUCAUGGGGAUUUGUAUGGGUAUAUUUGCCCUACUAGGGAAUUAUGUUCAUAAUGAUAAUGGUAUUGGGUUAAUUGUUGUGGUGACCAUAUAUAUCAUUGUAUUUGCAUUAAGUUGGGGUCCAGGAGCAAGUGUGCUAGUGAAUGAAUUGAGUAGCCUGAGCCAAGCCAUGUCAAUUGCAGUAUGUUUCAAUUGGAUAUCCAAUUUUAUGGUUAAUAUAUUGACUCCUAUAUUGAGUAAAUCCUUGGGAUAUUCAUUAGGAUGGAUAUUCUCGAUAUUUUUAUUUACAGCAGCAAUGGUGAUAUAUAGAAGAUUAUAA